UUUUUAUAAUAGAACACAAAUCAAAUGACAUUUGUUUAAUAUUUUUUCUCGGGAAGUGGAAAACCUAAAAAACAAAACGCAGGCUCAAGAAUUAUUUAAAAUACCCUUCAACUAUCGAGCAGUAACUCAUAAAAUAUUAAAUAAAAUUAUUUGCAAUGAAAUGUCGCUGCGAAUAAAAGUUUUAUCAAUACUGGAGGUGUUCUUGAGGGUGCCCCCCUUAUUUGUGAUCGACGAAAUACUGAAAAUUGGACUCGGAUACUAUGACGAUUUGUCUGGUCAAGAUUUAACAUACUUCAACGAAAAACACGAGAAAAUUGAAACUGCACUCGCCAACGGAACAUCCUAUUUUGCUUUCGAUCCGAAGGUCUCCACAUAUGUCCUGAUAUCUGUGAUAAAGUUGCUGAUAGGAGCUCUAGGAUGUGUGUCAGCAAUGUGCAUGUUUGUGCUAAACUCAAAACACCUGAUGGUAGUCUACUUGUACCUUAUGUCGAUAGGAUUAGUAACGGCCUCAUACUUCACCAACAUUCGAACAGUUAAAACGAUAAUGAUGAACGCAGAUCAUGUGAACGAAACUAUACCACCUCUACAAUUCAUCUUCAACUUUGACCUCAGGCAGUUACUGGAAGAACAUGGCUGGAUGACCCAGGUACUCGAAAACUAUGUCCUGCAAACCAUUAUAGCCUUCAUUUUCCUAAAUAUCCACUUGGGACCUCGAUACUCAACAAUUCAAAAGCUAUUGCCGAUCUCAUUUAUGAUUCCAUCUUUUUUAUCAGUUCUCCCAGUUUCAGAAUCUUUACUUAGAUAUAGUCCAAUUGUGUCAGCACUACUGCCAAUAGCCAUAAUAAAAUUUGUGCUGUGGUCCUCAUUUAUGGCUAUUUCAAAUUCACUGUAUGCAGGAUACAUACAAGCCAAAACAUUUAUUACGAACUUUGGGGUAUCAGCUUUAGUUGAAAAUGAAUGGUUGCGUCUCAACGUACCUGAAGUUUUACGCACUUUUUGGCUAAUAAGAACCUCGGAACAUACAGUACUAUUUUUCCUAUAUUAUGGAUAUUGGGAUAUUGAUGACGGAAAUUCUCCAUAUUUUAGAAUAAUGAAAUAUUUAUUAAUAACUGGCUGUGACACGCUAACUGCAGUGCUUGGAUUGACUAGCAUCGUGUCUUAUGUCUGCAAUUACGUAGGGAAGUUUUUCCAAUGGAUUCUUCUAACCGACGAUGAAAAUGACAAAAAUUUUGGAACCGUAUCUGCCAUAGUUUUUUAUAUUUUAGCACUACAAACUGGAUUAACAGGGCUUGAUCCCGAAGUGAGAUUUGUAAGACUAUGUCGCAACUUUUGUCUACUCUUUACUGCAUUGCUUCACUUUACUCAUAACAUUGUUAAUCCCUUGCUAAUGAGUUUGAGUGCUUCUCAUAAUCCUUCUAUAAGAAGACAUGCCCACGCCCUUAUAGUUUGUGUCGCUUUGGUAUUCUUAUCGAUGGCUUUGAUGUAUGUACUAUGGACAACACAGGAAACAUCAACAUGGCUGCUAGCAGUUACAGCAUUCAGCAUUGAAGUCAUUGUUAAAGUAUUCGUGUCCCUGGCAAUAUAUUGUUUGUUCCUAUAUGAUGCCAAAAGGCAAAGUUUUUGGGAAAAAAUGGAUGACUACAUUUAUUACAUCAGAUCAUUUGGGAACACGAUCGAGUUUUGCUUUGGUAUUUUCCUGUUUUUCAACGGUGCCUGGAUUCUGUUAUUUGAAAGCGGAAGUGCUAUUAGAGCUAUAAUGAUGUGCAUUCAUGCUUAUUUCAAUAUUUGGUGCGAUGCUAAGGCUGGCUGGUCUGUUUUCAUGAAACGUCGGUCGGCCGUUAAUAAAAUCGAAAGCCUUCCAGAAGCUGAAAAGGACCAAUUGGAAAACCUGGACGAUGUGUGCGCGAUUUGUUACCAAGAAAUGCUUAGCGCAAAAAUAACUAAAUGCAAACAUUUCUUCCACGGCGUCUGUUUACGAAAGUGGCUCUAUGUGCAAGAUAGAUGUCCUCUUUGUCACGAAAUUUUACACUUAGUAGAAAGCGAGGAAGUUGUUAGGCGCCAAGAGGAAAACCCUGAGCGGGCAUUAAUAGUGGGAGAGCCUGAUAACCAGUGAUAAACUAAAUGUGAUUUAGGGUUAGUUUAUUAAUUAAAAAAAAAAGGAAUCUGGGAGAGUUUAGUUAUCAAUUAACAUUCUUAUCAUAUUGACUUUGAAAAUUUCUGUAGCCAGAUUAAAUUUUCAAUAUUUUCGUUGCAAAAAACAAUUACCACGUUUAUGCUUACCGUUAAAUUGUUUUAACAGAAAACGUUUUACUAUAAAACGUUUGUAUAAACACCCCAUAAACCGUUUUAUCUCGUUGAACCGUUUUGAUCUAAAACAUUUUGAAAACGUCUUUUAACUAAUUUGAAACCAAUUUAAAUACUGUGUAAAUAUCUAAAACCGUUUUAAGGGUGGUGCCAGCACUGCUUGUUAUGACAUUUAGAAACUGUUUUGAGGAGAGACCCUUAGAAGUAUAAAUACCGGAUAAAACUUUUUUAAGUUCGAAAACGUGUUAGCGGUUAAAACGGUUUAACGAAAGCAUAAACUUGGUAAAUGAAGGGUUAGUUAGAGUGAGAUUUAAGACUGGAUGUAUUGAGACAGCAAAUAUGGAAUAUUCAAAAUUAAUUUGGUGUUAUGUUUUUAUUUGUUAUUUUGUUCUUAAGUUGAUUGAAUACCUGUUAAAUAAAGUUAAUAAUGUAUUUGCAAUACUAUAAACAAAUAAUUAGAUAUGAAUCGAAUGUUCUUGGUAGAUGGAACUCAAUAAGUUUUGCAAUGUUUUUUUGUUGACGUGGGCCAAUCUUGAUAUGGUAUCUUUUAAUACCCUAUGAGGCAUUUUAUCAAUUUCACAAUAUAGAGCAGAGCUUACAAUUUUUUUUUAACAUAUCCAAACGCAAUUUUAUUAUGUAAUAAUAUUGUAAUAAUAAUCCUUUAUUUAGAGACAAAAAAAAAUCCUCUUUGGAAUGAUGCCCGGCACAACUGAUAUUUUUCACAUUAACAUGCUCAAACACAGAAUAUUCAGGAACGAUACACGUAAUUCUGAAUUGGUCGAUGCUGCCCUGAAAUCCUUCUUGAGUUUCAAUACUUUUUUGUCACACACUU
Molecule: messenger RNA, 3136 nt
Organism: Ceutorhynchus assimilis (cabbage seed weevil)
Lineage: Eukaryota; Metazoa; Arthropoda; Insecta; Coleoptera; Curculionidae
Source: the annotation of a GenBank genome assembly